Calidris pugnax (ruff) is the source of this 2629-nucleotide messenger RNA. RefSeq names its product THUMP domain containing 3 (gene THUMPD3). Gene Ontology annotation, molecular function: tRNA (guanine) methyltransferase activity; RNA binding. Lineage: Eukaryota; Metazoa; Chordata; Aves; Charadriiformes; Scolopacidae. Bases 32 to 1537 code for a protein of 501 amino acids. The record is from RefSeq and is a predicted model, not a curated record. The transcript has 9 exons. Gene Ontology annotation, biological process: tRNA methylation.
GUCCUGGCUCGGCCCGUCCCGGCGGUGGGGCAUGGCGGAGGCGGGCACAGAGGUGGGGCAGGCCCCGGCCCCGGCCGAGGAGGGCGCGGAGCUCAGCGCCGUUAUCGGCGCUACCGUGCCCACCGGGUUCGAGCAGACGGCGGCCGAGGAGGUGCAGGAGAAGCUGGGCUCGGCCUCCCGGAUCAGCAAGGACCGGGGGAAGAUCUACUUUGAAGUCCCAGCACAAAGCCUGCCGCAGGUCCAUCGCCUGAGGUCCGUGGAUAAUUUGUUCGUCGUUGUUCAGGAGUUUAAGGAUUACCCGUUCAAAGAGAACAAGGAAGAUGCUCUGAAGGAUUUGGAAGAUUUGGUUAAAAAACUGCCUUGGACCGAUCCGAUGAAAGUUUGGGAGCUGAACAACAGCUUAAAAAAGAAAAAGACAAAGCGCAAAAAACACAAUCUGCAGAGUACAGCAAGCAGAGAGAAGCUGAACGCCGACGGAGAGGAGGAAGGGACAGACCAACAAGAGGCCAGCAAACAGGAGGACUGUGCCCAAAACGCUGCGGGGGUGGAACCUGCUGGUGGCCAGGACACAGAGGAGCCCCAAGGGGUGGCAUCCCGGGACGGGGAGGAGGAGGAGGAGGAUAAUGAACAAUCACACGCCAAAGAGGAAUUGCAGGCGGGCUCUGGGAGCGAGAGCAAGGCUGGUGAGGGUACAGCGGGAGGAGGAGACGCGAAGGUGCUGAAGUUCCGCGUCACCUGCAACAGAGCAGGGGACAAGCACAGCUUCACCUCGAACGAGGCCGCGAGGGACUUUGGCGGAGCCGUGCAGGAGCACUUCCAGUGGAAAGCUGACAUGACCAACUUUGAUGUCGAGGUUCUUCUGAAUAUUCACAAUAAUGAAGUAGUUGUGGGCAUUGCAUUAACUGAAGAGAGCCUCCACAGAAGAAACAUCACUCAUUUUGGACCCACAACUCUUCGUUCAACUCUUGCUUACGGCAUGCUUAGACUCUGUGAUCCACAGCCAACGGAUAUCAUAGUUGAUCCCAUGUGUGGCACAGGUGCAAUACCAAUAGAGGGAGCUACGGAAUGGCCAAGCUGCUACCAUAUUGCUGGUGAUAACAACCCACAAGCUGUAAAGAGAGCAGCAAACAACAUCUGUUCUCUACUAAAGAAAAAUGAGAAUAAGGAAAGCAGCACUUCCCUGGGCAUUCCCUUAGACAUCAUCCAGUGGGAUAUCUGCAACCUCCCUUUGCGGACGGGAUCUGUGGAUAUUAUCGUGUCGGACAUGCCGUUUGGGAAGAGGAUAGGGUCAAAGAAGAAGAACUGGGAUCUGUACCCAGCCUGCCUCAUGGAGAUGGGCCGGAUCUGCACGCCGGGCACAGGCAGGGCUGUGCUGCUGACACAGGACAAGAAAUGCUUUGCCAAGGCCUUGUCACGAAUGGGACACAUCUGGCGCAGAGGCCAGACCGUGUGGGUGAACGUGGGCGGGCUUCACGCUGCGGUGUAUCUUCUGAAACGCACCUGGGAAAGAGCAGAAGAGAAAAGAUCGUUCUGGUGACCUGCCUGCAGGAAGGGAAAGGGGCAUCUCCAGAGUUUGUUGAGUGGCAGUCUGGUAAAGCAGACAUCUGAGAAUGUAGGCCUGUCAAUUCCUAAGAAACAAAUAACCAACCUCUGUAGAAAUUGUGUAAGGAAUAUUAAGCCAGGGAUCAACUCGAGAACUACCAGUUGUACUAUGUGUUCUGAAACCUUGUUAUUUAAAUCACCUCUUAUCACCUUAAAUCACCAGGGAGGAACCCUGCCACCCAAACUGAAAUUCAGUAGUGGAAAUAGUAAUGCUUUCCUUCGCCUGAGUCUUCUCUACCACAUCCAGUGUAGUUUCCAGUUAAAUUUUUAUUUCCUCUGCUUGUAGUAGAAAACAUGUUGAGGCAGCUUUGGAGGUAACAGUGACUUUAUUCCCCAAACUGCAGAAUCAGUCACGUAUGAUGACUGCCAGGACUAGCGAGACUGUCAUCUUGGAGGGUUUAGAGGUAGUCUCUCUUUAACGUAGGAUUUUUCCAAAUUGAAGUUUUCUAAUUUAUCCCAAUACCCAAAUGUAAACAAAGAUGAUAAACCAGUAUGUGCUUUGUAUGGUCUAAUAAGCUAAUGCCAAUUAGUAAACAGUAUGCUGAUGCUACUGUUUCUCUUACCUGUUACCUCAAAUUAGUGCUAUUAGUAAAUGUCUAAUCCAUGUUUUAAUGUACCACUGCUGUGGGUGAGGAGGGUAGCACACACAGCCUUAUCAAACUGUCUGUAGUAACUACUGGAGAACAGAGAUACUUUUAGCAAUUACAUUAAAAAGUUUGCAUUUUCAGUGUCUACUGUAGACACAUCAAGGUGGCAAUACAUUUAAAUUUAUUAGGUGAUUUAACUGCUGUAGUUCUGCGACAAUAUUUACAAAAAUAUAUUACCUGUUGAAUAACUUGAAGUUGCAAAUAUUUUUUUCUUCUGUAAGUGUACUGUGAUUUCUCAAACCUCUUACUCUUUGCUCAUCAAAAGCUGAAAACACUAGUUACCAGUUUGCUAUUUUCAUUAAAGUGUAUUCAUGCUGAGUAUGUGUAAGUGUCUAGAGGUGAAUUAACAGGUAUUAAAGUUUUAGAAGUUUUGCAUAUGA